GGUCCAAAUCAAGAUUUUAUCCACUUUGAGCCUAAAUCCUGUCUUCUCAGUUUCUGACCAUUGAAAUUCCCGUCACUGAUUAGUCCGGUUUUCCAUAAAUGUUACAGGCGGCGGUGGUGGUGGCAGCUCAGUCCCCACCGUGUUUUGCUGCCGUGCGAGCGGCGGCGAGCAAGAGGCCACCCUCGCAGACUCCGAAGAGAACCCAACGCCAGAAGCCGACCACAAUCGCCACGCAGGGGUUCGGGGGCAAGAAGAAAGAUCCUGUGUGGCAGUGCGUACAGAACUGUGGAGCUUGCUGCAAGCUCGACAAGGGCCCCACUUUUCCUUCCCCUGAUGAAAUCUUCGACGACCCUUCUGACAUCCAGUUGUAUAAAAGCUUGGUUGGUGAAGACGGGUGGUGCAUCCACUAUGAUAAGAGCUCAAGAAAGUGUUCCAUUUAUGCUGAGCGUCCGUAUUUUUGCCGAGUUGAGCCAGAGGUUUUCGAUACAUUAUACGGGAUAGACAAGAAAAAGUUCAACAAGGAGGCUUGCAGUUGCUGUGUGGACACAAUUAAAGCUGUUUAUGGAACACAGUCAGAAGAGCUGGAGAAGUUCAACCAUGCUGUAUGGAGUAGCAGUUCAAGAUGAUGAAUCUUGCAGGUCUGUCUCUAGAUUUAUCCUUUGACAUACGGAUGGUUCUUGUAAAGAAACAAAAUGCAAGAAUAGUUUCAAUGGCAACAUUCCUCCAAAAUUUCAGCAUUUGCAGAGUUGUUUGAAGUUCGUA
Molecule: messenger RNA, 762 nt
Organism: Sesamum indicum (sesame)
Lineage: Eukaryota; Viridiplantae; Streptophyta; Magnoliopsida; Lamiales; Pedaliaceae
Product: zinc/iron-chelating domain protein
Source: RefSeq, a predicted model, not a curated record